This is a messenger RNA of Cylindrotheca closterium, 2763 nucleotides long. The record is from the annotation of a GenBank genome assembly. Lineage: Eukaryota; Bacillariophyta; Bacillariophyceae; Bacillariales; Bacillariaceae.
AUGCCUACAAGAACUGCCAAUCAUACUGUAACUACCAACCCCAACGGAAACGAAGAAGGCCAUGUUACCCUUCCGUUGGGCUUUGUUUCGAGCCCUCCAGUGGUUGUUCGGAGAACCAAUACCUCGCCAGCGGGGCUAACUCUUCUCUCUGAAAUCUCCUCCAUCACUCUUCCUCCUUCCGAGGAGGACGAGGACGACAGCAAUGAAAUCUGUCAACGAUCCAAUGCCCCAACAGAUACAUUGGAAGAGUUGGUAGACUCUGACAAUGACGAUGCAUUGGACCGACUAGAACCUGACGACAACAGCAUGGGCGGGGAAGAAGACUUCCAGGUCCUCACGAUCGAGGCGGAAUCAGCAAUAGAGGAUAGGAUGUAUCAGUUGUGCAUCGCUGGCAAACCUGAAGGUGAAGAAGAAGACCACUGUGUGUCCAAGAAGGACGUUCUGAUGGAGAUGGUUGAUCUAACACCCGAGGUUAAGAUCCCUGGCAUCCCUCCCAACUGGCAACCGACUGAACCAAGAGUCGCCAAUGGUGAAGUCCCUUUUGAUGAAGUCGACAAUCCAGGAAACUGGAAUGAGUAUAUCUACCGCGGUAAAUUGAACAAGAGCAGGCAAUACAAAGGCCACAGCCUACCUUCUGGUGCCCAACCCGUUCCUGUUUCGGAAGGGGGUAAGCGAACCAUCAAUGGAUGGGAGUUUCACUAUGGUCCUUGGACUCCUGAUGAUGAAGGAGAUGAUGGACCAGGAUCCUUCAGAAGCGGUGCAACAACGGAAAAUAUGUUUCCGGAAAGUCGCAAAGGCUGCUUGAGUGUUGCCACACUCAAGUUGCUUGGCCUCACCAAGUCGCGAAUGGAUGGCGACGAUGCCCUGUUCUUCUACCAACUGUUGUAUCCUAUCUGUGACCCAAAGAGGUCUGGUGUUGCAAAGGAUCCACGCGAAGCGUAUUACUUUGAUGUCGAAACCUUCACCAGGAAAUAUGCGGCCUCCUUGGAAUACGGUGGUUCGUAUGGCCAGACUAUCAAGCCUGUCCUGGCGGCAGAACUUCUGAAGUUCCAUGGCAUCAUGGUUCGAGAUGGCGUUCAUGGAGGCAGCAGGGGUGCCGUCUACCGUCUAUGGGACCCAACUUGUUCAUGCUAUGACAAAGACGUUGUGAAUGCACUCAGCCUCUAUCGAUUUCGACAAAUCAAAAGGAUCAUCAAGCUCAAUGAUAAUGCCAAAAGCAAACCUCGUGGCCAUGAACUGUACGAUCCUGCACAUAAGUAUGACAUGGCAUACAGAGUGGUCGUUGCUAACUGUAACAGCUUGACACUGUAUGCGGAGAGUGACUUGUGCUGUGACGAGAUGACAUGGAAGUUCAUGGGGUACGGAGAAGGCGGCGUUGUCCGACGAAUCGUAGGGAAGCCUGGAGUUACCAAAGGUGGUCAAGUCGUAAUGACCUCUGAUGCUUCUUGCUGUCGUCCUCGGGCAUACGUCCAUCGUCACACUCUACACCACCGUCCGACAGGCUUUGCUAAACAGGGACCUAAUGAGGUCCGAAUGAUUGUUGAGAAGCUGGACUGCUUGAUCUCCAAGGAAGAUGGCGAUGGUAAAAUCUUCAGAGAGAAGCCCCACAUCACUCUUGACAACUUCUUUUCUGGUGAUGAGACCCUUGACCAUCUUGGCGAACUCGGAUUCGCGGCCACCAUGACAAGUCGCAGAGACCGGCUGCCCGCAGGUGUGCCCAAGCAUCACUUUCAUCAUGAGAAAGGUCCUGUUGAUGACCGCAGCAAGGCCGCAAGAUUCAUCCAUCCUAUCACCUGUGUCAAGAAGUUUCCCCAAGACGGCGAGAAGAAAGCCUACACGCGAACUCAUGUCUCCUUCCAGAGCACUGGCUCUACCAACUUCUCCACUGUUAAUGCUAUUAACUCUAGUCGACUCUAUGUUGUCAAGAAAGAGAGAGGUGUUGGCAAAGAAAAGAGAAUCUGGGGUGUCGAGAAUAAUCCCGCAAGGACCCUCUACCUCAGCCACUACGGUAGGAUCGACACUGAUGAUGCUAUGAUGGCCGGCACUCAAAUCCAAUACCGUUCUAGGAAGUACUGGCAUUCUGCAAUGCUUCAUGGUCUUAGGCUUGCUAUUGUCACUGCGUAUUCUUUUUACCUGGAAGCCAGCAGUGGGAGCUUGGAUGCCAGUUGGAAGUUAGUGAAGCCGAUGACUUUCCAUCAGUUCCGCGACCGACUGUCAACCCAGAUGCUCCAAUACAAGCCAAGGUUCAAUAUGUACCCAGGUGAUUCAGGAUUUCGCUCUGUUACAGUUCUUUCAAAGAAGGCACGCUCCAAGACUCAUGUGGUCCCAAGCAAGAGAUCUCGCCAGACUGCGGUGUCCGUCAGUACUGGUGGUCAGCACUGUGUUUUGAUUGACGAGUUGGACAAUGCCAGGAAGAGUAAACGAUUAUGUGGUGCCUUCAACCAUACUGAGCUGUCAAAGCACCUAGCAUCAUUCCUUGAGAAAGGAGCUUCGAUCUCUUCAGGUUCAAAGUGUGCUUGGUGCGGCGAGAAGGCAUACCAACGAUGCACCAUUUGCAAAGUACCCUUACACAACUUCCCAGCUAAGGGAAUGCACAAAGGUAAAUCGUGCUCUGUGGAUUGGCACAACGAUAGCAACUUUGGAUUGGGGUACAAAGACUGCAAGAGCCUCGCCUCCAAGGCAAGUGUCAAUUGGAGUUUGCCAUCUUUGGCGGCCAAGAAGGCUAACAUGGAGCACAUUGAUGGACUUAGUGGACCUAUCUAA